AUGCAUCCAGGCGACAAGGGCGAACCACUUGUCCCGGUGAUCGAGUACGACGAUGCCAAGACGUUGAUGACUCGGGGACCACUGCAGCUACACGACCAUGUGACUUCUCGAAUGGAAAAGGCUUUAGGCAGGACACUCCCGCAAAUGGAAGUGUGCUUCAAAGAGGUUUCGAUCUCGGCCGACAUCGCGGUGAAUGACAAGAACGAAUUGAAGACGGCUCUGCCUACUCUCCCGAACGAGGUGAUGAAAGCAGUUCGUGGUGUGAUCGCUAGUAAACAUACAGUGAGGAAGGAGAUCUUGACGAAUGUGAGCGGAGUUUUCAAGCCCGGUACAAUUACACUUGUACUGGGGCAACCCGGAUCGGGAAAGUCGGCCUUGAUGAAGCUCCUCAGCGGACGGUUCCCAGCGGACAAGAACAUCACCAUUGAGGGUGAGGUGACGUACAACGGAACUCCCAUUGCCGAGGUACGCAAGCACCUGCCACAGUUGGUGUCGUAUGUUCCCCAACGGGAUGAACACUACGCCUUGCUGACUGCGAAGGAGACGCUUAAAUUCGCACACGCUUGCUGUGGUGGAGAUCUGGCCGAGUACUGGGAGAAACAGUUCGUGCAUGGCACUCCGGAGGAAAACGCAGAGGCAUUGAAGGUGAUUCGAGCCAUGUACCAGCACUAUCCAGACCUCGUGAUCCAACAACUCGGACUGGAAAACUGCCAGAACACCGUUGUGGGAGAUGAAAUGCUGCGUGGUGUGUCCGGUGGCGAGCGCAAGCGAGUGACGACUGGCGAGAUGGAGUUCGGCAACGCGUAUGUGAAGAUGAUGGACGAGAUCAGCACUGGUCUGGACAGUGCAGCGACCUUCGAUAUCAUCACAAUGCAGCGCAGUAUCGCCAAGAAGUUCCGCAAGACUGUGGUCAUCUCGUUAUUGCAGCCGUCACCGGAACUCUUCGCGCUGUUUGACAACGUGAUGAUUCUGAACGGAGGUCGCGUCAUGUACCAUGGUCCUUGUGAGGAAGCGUUGGGAUACUUUGAAGGUCUUGGCUUCAAGCGCCCACCUCAACGUGACGUCGCUGACUUCUUGAUGGAUCUCGGGACCAAUGAGCAGUGGCAAUAUGAAGUGAGAAGUGAUGUUCCUCGUACUGCUCGCGAGUUUGCUGUUGCCUUCGAGCGCUCGUCUGCCUUCGCACACGUCCUAAAAGACGUGGAAGACUCCGUUCGCUCCAGUCUUGUUCACCAUGAGAAAGCUCGUGUCGGUGAUCAGCCAGAGUUCUACCAGAGCUUUUGGGCUAGCACUGCUCUGCUCAUGAACCGACAACUGACAAUGAUGCGUCGAGAGAUGUCGGGUCUCAUCGGGCGACUGGCAAUGAAUACUAUUAUGGCGUUGCUGUAUGGCUGCGUGUUUUACCAGUUCGACCCCGCGAAUCCGCAGUUGGUAAUGGGCAUCAUCUUUGAGGCUACACUUUGCUUGUCACUGGCUUUGGCUGCGCAGAUCCCGAUGAUCAUAGCCGCCCGUGAGGUGUUUUACAAGCAACGCCGUGCCAAUUUCUUCCGGACCGCGUCAUACGUGCUAUCCUUCUCCGCCAGUCAGAUACCUCCAAUCAUACUGGAGACGAUCGUAUUCAGCUCCAUCGUGUACUGGAUGUGUGGCUUUGUCAGCUCGGCGGGAAGCUUUAUCCUCUUCGUGGUGAUGUUGUGUUUGAUCAACAUCACAGUAGGCGCCUUCUUCUUCCUCCUGUCGAGUUUUUCUCCGAACGUCAAUGUGGCGAAUCCUGUCUCCGGUGUGAUUGUCGAGUUGUUCAUCCUGUUUGCUGGAUUUACCAUCACGAAAAACCAGAUUCCGGAUUAUCUCAUUUGGCUCUACUGGAUUAAUCCUGUGGGCUGGGGAGUCCGAGCUAUCGCAGUCAACCAGUACACGGAAUCCCGUUUUGAUACUUGUGUGUACGAUGGUAUCGACUACUGUGCUAGAUACGGGAUGAAAAUGGGCGAGUACGCGCUAAGCACGUACGAGGUACCACGGGAGAGAUAUUGGCUUUGGUAUGGUAUGGUCUUCAUGGCGGCUUCCUACAUCUUCUUCCUGUUCUGUGCAUUCGUUGCGCUGGAGUAUUAUCGAUAUGAAAAACCUGAGAACGUGGCACUAGACAUCGAAAUCAUUCCUGAGAACUCGAAAUCGGAUAAUUAUUCACUCGCUCAGACGCCACGCAGCCAGGAAAAAGACGAAGAAGUUGUGGUACCCGUGGCUGCAGUUAGUGAACAGUUUAUCCCAGUGACGGUGGCGUUCAAGGACUUGUGGUACACUGUUCCUGACCCAGCCAACCCAAAAGAGACCAUCGAUCUACUCAAGGGUAUUAGCGGAUAUGCUCUUCCUGGUACUAUUACUGCACUCAUGGGGUCUUCGGGUGCAGGUAAAACAACGCUGAUGGACGUGAUAGCUGGUCGAAAAACCGGUGGCAAGGUUCAGGGACAGAUUCUGCUAAACGGACACCUAGCUACCGAUCUCGCAAUUCGUCGCUCGACUGGAUACUGUGAGCAAAUGGACAUCCACUCCGAGUCGUCUACGAUCCGUGAAGCGUUGACGUUUAGUGCAUUCUUACGCCAGGGUGCUGAUGUGCCGGACAGUUAUAAGUACAACACGGUGGACACUUGUUUGGAUCUCCUGGGUCUCACUUCGAUCGCUGAUCAGAUCAUUCGUGGUAGUUCGAUGGAGCAGAUGAAGAGAUUGACGAUCGGCGUGGAACUAGCAGCGCAGCCUAGUGUGCUUUUCCUCGAUGAACCCACAAGUGGUCUUGAUGCUCGGUCUGCGAAAUUGAUCAUGGACGGAGUCCGCAAGGUGGCAGACACAGGUCGAACAGUGAUUUGUACAAUCCACCAGCCUUCAGCUGAAGUUUUCCAAGUCUUUGACAGCAUGCUGCUGCUCAAACGUGGAGGUGAGACGGUUUUUGCCGGUGAACUGGGCGAGAAUGCAAGAGAGAUGAUCCAGUAUUUUGAAUCGAUUGAAGGAGUGGAUAAAUUACGGGACAACUACAAUCCGGCGUCGUGGAUGUUGGACGUGAUCGGUGCCGGUGUCGGCAACUCGAACGGUGACAAGACGGACUUUGUGAGUAUUUUCAACUCCAGUGCACUGCACGAGCGUUUGCAGUCAAACCUGGAUCGUGAAGGUGUGUCUCGACCGUCACCAUCGAUGCCACCGCUUGUAUACGACGACAAACGUGCUGCUACGGAGCUCACACAGAUGAAAUUCUUGCUUCUACGAUUCGCGAACAUGUAUUGGAGAACACUGUCGUACAAUUUGACGCGCUUCAUUGUGUGGACUGGGCUGGGUCUUCUCACUGGCAUCACGUACCUUGACACGGACUACAACACGUACGCUGGCAUCAACUCUGGAUUGGGAAUGGUUUUUUCCACGCUGGGAUUCAUCGGGAUUAUCGCGUUCAAUGGCUUCGUACCAGUCGUAGCGAAGGAACGCUCGGCAUUCUAUCGCGAACGCGCGGCUCAAACGUAUAACGCAUUCUGGUAUUUCUUCGGUUCAAGUCUUAUUGAGAUCCCGUACACUUUCGCAGGUUGUUUGCUCUUCAUGGCGGUCUUUUACCCAGUUGUCGGCUUCACUGGUGCUGAAUCUUUCUUCACUUUCUACCUCGUUCUAUCGCUGGGUGUGCUGUUCCAGGAGUAUCUGGCCGAGCUCGUGGUUUUCAUGACUCCGAAUGUGGAGGUGGCGGAAAUUCUGGGAAUGCUGGUGAACCUGUUUACCUUUUUGUUCGCGGGCUUCAGUCCUCCCGCUGCGGAGUUGCCUUCAGGCGUCAAAUGGAUCUACCACGUCAACCCGUUUACAUACAUUUUGUCCGCUCUGGCCACUAUCGUGUUUGGCGAUUGCCCAAGUCAAAGCAGCAGCGCCAUCGGAUGCAACCAAUUGGCGAACGCGCCACCAUCGUUGCCCGAAGGAAUCAUCGUGAAAGAAUACUUGGAAGUCAACUUUGCCAUGAGGCACGAACACAUCUGGCGAAACUGCGGCAUCAUGUUCGGAAUCGUGCUUUUCAUCCGAGUUUUGACACUUUUGGCGAUGCGGUUUCUCAAUUUCCAGAAGAAAUAAAACACGCAACUUCGAGUGUAGCGUACAUGAUUAAAAAAAAAGCUCCAUAUAGCUCUUUUCACUUUCUGAAAUGUACCUUCAUUCAUUCAACUA
Molecule: messenger RNA, 4173 nt
Organism: Phytophthora nicotianae INRA-310
Lineage: Eukaryota; Oomycota; Peronosporomycetes; Peronosporales; Peronosporaceae
Exons: 1
Coding region: 1-4080 (1359 amino acids)
Biological process (GO): transmembrane transport
Cellular component (GO): membrane
Molecular function (GO): ATP binding; ATP hydrolysis activity; ABC-type transporter activity
Source: RefSeq, a predicted model, not a curated record